Messenger RNA from Vitis vinifera (wine grape), 1104 nucleotides. Its product is annotated as mitochondrial ATP-independent inner membrane protease subunit 1a. Gene Ontology annotation, molecular function: serine-type endopeptidase activity. Bases 173 to 715 code for a protein of 180 amino acids. Gene Ontology annotation, cellular component: mitochondrial inner membrane peptidase complex; membrane. NCBI's taxonomy places the organism in Eukaryota, Viridiplantae, Streptophyta, Magnoliopsida, Vitales, Vitaceae. The record is from RefSeq and is a predicted model, not a curated record. The transcript is spliced from 5 exons.
AGCCUUCUAAUCUUUCCACCUCAUCCAAGUUGUAGCUCACCACCCUCAGCCCGUAGGGGUAGGGCUUGGCUGAAUGGGCGGGCGGAAGCUGCCUAUUGGGCCUAAAUUGCCCGGAUGAUUAGCCCCUUGACCCGGGUCGCGGUUCGGUUAUCCCAAAAUCAGGCCUCCGGGGAUGAAAUGUCGGCGUUUCGGAGGGAAAGGAGAGGAAGACAUGGGAGCUCUGAGCAAGCUAAGCCAAUGGAGGACGCUAGCAAGAGAAGCAGCCGAACGAACAGCCAUUCUCGCCAAGUUCCUCUGCAUCCUCCACGUCACCAACACCUACAUUUGUACCCCUACUCUCGUGUACGGUCCGAGCAUGCUCCCGACGUUCAAUCUGACGGGUGACGUGCUGUUGGUAGAGAACCUGACGGUGCGGAUGGGGAAGGUGCGACCGGGAGACGUAGUUCUGGUUCGAUCACCUGAAAACCCUAGAAAGACUGUGAGCAAGCGCAUUUUGGGAAUGGAAGGUGAUAGGGUCACUUUCAUGAUCGAUCCCAAGAACAGUAACAGAUGUCAAUCCGUCGUGAUUCCAAAGGGGCAUGUCUGGAUUCAGGGGGAUAAUAUUUAUGCUUCUCAUGAUUCACGGAAUUUUGGGCCUGUUCCCUACGGCCUUAUUCAAGGCAAAGUUUUCUUCAGGGUAUGGCCACUUAACGGCUUUGGAUCAUUGAGGCAAUGAGAAUGGUGAAGAUUUAGUUUAAGGUUGGUGUUUCCCUAACCAUGUCCAAAAUUAACAUGUUGAACACACCAACUUGGAGGUUGGAUGGAUUGGAUUUACCCAAAUUGCUACCUUACUAAACAAUGUAGAUGCGGAGUCAAAAAGUAAAGGUACCCAUGUUUAACAUUAUAUCAGGGGAAAAAAAAAACCCUGCAAGAAGAACUUUCUUUUAUUUCUGAUCUAAAUUGCGGAGAAUACAAGAAAGCUACAUAUCAUGAGCAUGGUGAUGGUUUGUAACAAGUUUCCAGCUCAGAUAUUAGCAUAUUAUAACAAUUUAACAAGAUAAACAGCAACAAAAACAAUCAGCUUAAUGCAUUAUAUAAAAUUUCAAAUACUAAUAGUGGGGCUCA